Molecule: messenger RNA, 1413 nt
Organism: Schizosaccharomyces osmophilus
Lineage: Eukaryota; Fungi; Ascomycota; Schizosaccharomycetes; Schizosaccharomycetales; Schizosaccharomycetaceae
Product: aromatic aminotransferase
Exons: 1
Coding region: 1-1413 (470 amino acids)
Biological process (GO): L-tyrosine biosynthetic process; aromatic amino acid catabolic process
Molecular function (GO): pyridoxal phosphate binding; L-2-aminoadipate:2-oxoglutarate transaminase activity; aromatic-amino-acid:2-oxoglutarate transaminase activity
Source: RefSeq, a predicted model, not a curated record
AUGUCGGUUCAACCUAAAGAUCUAUCUCAUCACCUUUCGGUGGAAUCCGCUUCUCGUAAACCUUCUCCUUUAAAGGCAAUUGCAGGCGCCGUGAGCAAGAAGGGAAUCAAUGUGAUUUCUUUAGCCGGAGGACUUCCUAAUCCUCAAUACUUCCCCUUCCGUGAAAUGGGUGCAGAAAUCCCAUCCAUCGGUUCUUGGGUUCGUGGUGCUGAGAAUGAAGGCAAGUUAUCCAAUGUCUCUGUUUCCAUGGAUUCUGAGAAUCAAGAUGACUUACCCCUUUCUGUCGCUUUGCAGUACGGAAAAGGUGCUGGUUGUGCUCCAUUGUCAAAAUUUUUGAAGGAACAUACUCAAUUGAUUCACUCUCCUCCUUAUAAGGACUGGGACAUUUUGCUUACUACUGGUAAUACCCAAGCUUUGGACAUGUGUUUGCGUAUGUUAUUGAACAGAGGAGACAGUAUCCUUGUGGAGAAAUACACCUUUCCCUCCGCUCUUCAAGCUAUGCGUCCCAUGGACUUGAACAUUGUCUCAGUUGACAUGGACCAGAAUGGCAUGUUGCCCGAAUCCUUGGAACAGAUUCUAAUUAAUUGGAAAGAUGGAAACAAGCCUCGCGUCUUGUAUACCAUUCCUAGCGGACAAAACCCCACUGGUAGUACCUUGUCUGUGGAACGUAAGGAGAAAAUCUACGCCCUUGCUCAACAACAUGACUUUAUCAUUAUUGAGGACGAACCGUACUAUUAUCUUCAAAUGGAUGAAUACCAACAUAAACCUGAAGCCGUUGAUCCCAAGUUCACUAAUGAAGAGUUCGUUAAGAAUUUAAUUACCUCUUUCUUGCACUUCGAUGUCGAUGGCCGUGUCAUUCGCAUGGACUCUCUUUCAAAGGUUGUUGCUCCUGGUUCUCGUGUUGGUUGGGUCACUGCUCAACCUAUGUUCAUUGAGCGUAGUCUCCGCUAUACCGAAACUGCUUCUCAAAACGCUUCUGGUAUCUCUCAGGCCCUUUUGCAAGCCUUGUUCCAAACCUGGGGACAUGAUGGAUACCUCGCAUGGCUAAAGAACAUUCGUUUUUCUUAUACAGAACGUCGUAAUGCUUUACUUUAUGCUAUGGAGAAGCACCUUCCCAAGUCUAUUUGUUCUUACAUUGCCCCUGAAGCCGGCAUGUUCAUUUGGUUUGAGGUGGACAAGUCAGCAUAUAAGUUUGCCGAUCAAGGCAAAAGCAUUGCUGAAAUUGAAUCAGAGAUACAUGAUGAAGCUAUUCAAGAUGGUGCCAAUGUUGCUUGCGGCAAUUGGUUCGUUGUUGAUUCUUCAAUUAACGACAAGAUCUUUUUCCGUGUUACUUUUGCUUACGCUGAACUUUCUGAGUUUGAAAUUGCUAUAGAACGUUUUGCUAAUGUUUUGAAGAAGUUCUUCAAUUUUUAA